AUGAUUGCGAUCCACGUCGGUCUCUCGAUUUUUGGCCACUCGCACGCGUCGUUCCACGAAGUCGCGCUUAAGUACCUCGGCGGCGCCAGCACCGUUUUGGCCCCGUGCCAGACACCAACCACGACCACGACAGCACCGACACGCUCGUCCUCUCGCUUUCAGCCGACAAUGUCCUUGUUGUCUGGCCACACCACGCUGACGCGGCGCCGGCGAUCGCCGCGUGCUCCUGCACGUGACGACGACAACAUCGACGCCGCACGACAUUGUGCUGCUCGGGAGGAGCUCUCGCCGGCGUCGAUCGACCUCCACGUCGCACGCCGCUUUGUGUUGGAGCAGCUGUCGGUGCACGUUCGGCAUGUGGACUUUAGUGUUGAUGACGCGCGGCUUUUUCUCGGGCUGGCUCGCGCCGUCGACUGA
This is a messenger RNA of Saprolegnia parasitica CBS 223.65, 417 nucleotides long. RefSeq lists its product as hypothetical. The record is from RefSeq and is a predicted model, not a curated record. Bases 1 to 417 code for a protein of 138 amino acids. The transcript has 2 exons. NCBI's taxonomy places the organism in Eukaryota, Oomycota, Saprolegniomycetes, Saprolegniales, Saprolegniaceae.